Neomonachus schauinslandi (Hawaiian monk seal) is the source of this 1557-nucleotide messenger RNA. RefSeq names its product msh homeobox 1 (gene MSX1). NCBI's taxonomy places the organism in Eukaryota, Metazoa, Chordata, Mammalia, Carnivora, Phocidae. Gene Ontology annotation, molecular function: DNA-binding transcription factor activity, RNA polymerase II-specific; RNA polymerase II transcription regulatory region sequence-specific DNA binding. The record is from RefSeq and is a predicted model, not a curated record. The transcript has 2 exons. Bases 1 to 912 code for a protein of 303 amino acids. Gene Ontology annotation, cellular component: nucleus. Gene Ontology annotation, biological process: embryonic morphogenesis; regulation of transcription by RNA polymerase II.
AUGGCCCCGGCUGCUGACAUGACUUCUUUGCCACUCGGUGUCAAAGUGGAGGACUCCGCCUUCGGCAAGCCGGCGGGGGGAGGCGGGGGCCAGGCCCCCAGCGCCACCGCGGCCACGGCGGCCGCCAUGGGCGCAGACGAGGAGGGGGCCAAGCCCAAAGUGUCCCCUUCACUCCUGCCCUUCAGCGUGGAGGCGCUCAUGGCCGACCACAGGAAGCCCGGGGCCAAGGAGAGCGCCCUGGUGGCCUCCGAGGGCGCACAGGCGGCGGGCGGCUCUGCGCCGCCCCUGGGCGCCCGGCCGGGGUCGCUGGGAGCCCCUGACGCGCCGUCUUCGCCGCGGCCGCUGGGCCAUUUCUCGGUGGGAGGACUUCUCAAGCUGCCAGAAGAUGCGCUGGUCAAAGCCGAGAGCCCCGAGAAGCCCGAGAGGACCCCGUGGAUGCAGAGCCCCCGCUUCUCCCCGCCCCCGGCCAGGCGGCUGAGCCCCCCGGCCUGCACCCUGCGCAAGCACAAGACCAACCGCAAGCCGAGGACGCCCUUCACCACCGCUCAGCUGCUGGCGCUGGAGCGCAAGUUCCGCCAGAAGCAGUACCUGUCCAUCGCCGAGCGCGCCGAGUUCUCCAGCUCGCUCAGCCUCACCGAGACGCAGGUGAAGAUCUGGUUCCAGAACCGCCGCGCCAAGGCCAAGAGACUGCAGGAGGCAGAGCUGGAAAAGCUGAAGAUGGCCGCCAAGCCCAUGCUGCCGCCGGCUGCCUUUGGCCUCUCCUUCCCGCUCGGCGGCCCCGCGGCGGUAGCGGCCGCGGCGGGCGCCUCGCUCUACGGGGCCUCUGGCCCCUUCCAGCGCGCCGCGCUGCCGGUGGCGCCCGUGGGACUCUACACAGCCCAUGUGGGCUACAGCAUGUACCACCUGACAUAGAGGGUCCCAGGGUCGCCUCCCUGUGGUACCAGCGGAUUCCUCCAGCCCCGGUCUCCUGCGAGCGGCAGGUGCCAUCCCCCCCGCAACGAGCUCCCUUGUUCGGCCCCGCCCGGCUCCUUCCCCUUUAACCCCCACGCUGCUCCGGUUGAUCCUCGGCUGCUCCCUGCGUUCGCUCUCCUAUGUCUGAUCCCCUCCCCCAAAAGUGGCUGGAAGGGGCCCUUAACACUCUUCUAGAAUCUAGAUCUACCCUUUGUGUUACAGAUGGAGAAACUUAGAGAGGUGUAGACUUCCCAGCGGUCCCCAGCAGAGUUAGUGGUCGGACCGGCACUAGGCGGCUGCGUCCUGUCCUGACAACCAGGCAGGAGACGCACAGAGAAACUCCCGUGUGAAGAUUUUGGAAAAUAAGAACAGUUGGAGAAAAAGAGAAGAGCAUGCCAGGGGAGAUGGAAACCCCCGUCCUUCCAUCGGAAAACUUCAGAGAACUUCAACUGCACAACGUCUGCUUUCGGUGGGGGGAAGGGGGGUGACACAGAUGCGUUGCCAAGGUAGGUUGAAGGGACCUCUCUCACCAGUACCAGAAAAAACUGUAAAAUAAAAUUUAAAACUCCUGUUUCUAUUUAACAGUACAUUUGUGUGACUCUCAAG